This is a messenger RNA of Ixodes scapularis (black-legged tick), 614 nucleotides long. RefSeq names its product putative protein heh-1. Gene Ontology annotation, molecular function: sterol binding. The coding region runs from base 16 to 567 and encodes 183 amino acids. The transcript has 4 exons. Gene Ontology annotation, biological process: sterol transport. The record is from RefSeq and is a predicted model, not a curated record. Lineage: Eukaryota; Metazoa; Arthropoda; Arachnida; Ixodida; Ixodidae.
UGUUCAAGAUGUGACAUGUGCGAAAAACCGCUAUUUAAGCAGCCCUUUGUUAAUUCCCAACAUCACUCAUCGAGGAACAUCUUGACGUUCGUCAUGGCCGGUUCUAUGGUUUUCUUGGCAAUCUGUGCCUUUGCCUUCGUGUCAUCCGCAAGUGCAUCUGACGAGCUCUCAGUCGUCAAGGUGGACCAAUGCACGGAUGGGUCGACGAAGAAUGUGAAGGAAGUUCGAUUGACUCACUGCGAAUCCCUUCCCUGCAAUGUCAAAUUGGCCGACAAGCCUCGCUUUGAAGUCGACUUCAUCGCAGAGAGGGACUCCGAUGUGAUGCGUCUCAAGGUUCAAGGCCAGAUUGGACAACUGAAGCCGGAGAAUUUCCCUGGCUUCAAGAGCGACGCGUGUAGCCAGAUGGGUGUUGAUUGCCCACUUGUGGCCGGCAAGCAGUACACAGCCAAGUCACAGCUCACGAUGUCACCUACAUUCCCGCCGACUCAAGCAAAGGCCAUUUUCACAGGUGUGGAUGCUGCAGGAGAGCUCUUCUGCUUUACCGUACCUGUAGAGCUGAAGCAGUAGACUCAUGCAUCUGACUCGAGAAAUAAAUAAAUUUGACUAAUGUUGAA